This is a messenger RNA of Pleurotus ostreatus (oyster mushroom), 2223 nucleotides long. It is a transcript of the gene NRG1, whose product is annotated as transcriptional repressor. Gene Ontology annotation, molecular function: DNA-binding transcription factor activity, RNA polymerase II-specific; RNA polymerase II cis-regulatory region sequence-specific DNA binding. Lineage: Eukaryota; Fungi; Basidiomycota; Agaricomycetes; Agaricales; Pleurotaceae. The transcript is spliced from 2 exons. The record is from RefSeq and is a predicted model, not a curated record. Gene Ontology annotation, cellular component: nucleus. The coding region runs from base 1 to 2223 and encodes 740 amino acids. Gene Ontology annotation, biological process: regulation of transcription by RNA polymerase II.
AUGCCCGCCUCCUCUUCCUCGACAUCCUCGUCCCAGUCCCCCGCCGCCUCCAGCACCAGCGCCUCGUCGCCUGCCCAGAAGAAGAAACACGUCUGCCCCACCUGCGAGCGCGCCUUCACCACCAGCGGCCACCUCGCGCGCCACUCGCGCGUCCACACCGGCGAGCGCAACCACAAAUGCCCCUUCCCCGGCUGCGAGACUCGCUGUUCGCGCCAGGAUAACCUCCAGCAGCACUAUCGUAUCCAUCUGUCCCCGGGCUCCCGCCGCUCGUCUUCGCGCUCGGCGAUCGCACGCGCUAUGAACGGCGGAAAACGCGGCUCGGCCGCUCUUGCACUUCAGCAGGCCCAGGCGGCGGCAGCCCAAGCAGCCGGCCUCGACCCGCACCACCUCUCCUCCUCCCAGCACCAGCUCCACGGCGGACCCCCCCACCUCUCGCCCGCCCUCUCCUCCUCCUCCUCCUCCCCCCACGCCCUGCACCACUCCCCCAACCCGAACCUCAUCCCCCCGCCCCUCAGCGCACCCCCGGCCCUGGAACCCGCGCGAUUAUACCACCCCUCGCACCUGAGCACCGGGAACGGCUCGCUCUCCCCGCCCCCCGACUCCCCGCCCCCCCUCGCACAGGCGACGCUCCCCGCGACGAUGCACGCGCACCACCCGCACGCGCACACCCACUUCUCGUCCUCCCCGCACGCGUCCGCGCAGGCGCAGCACUUCCCCGCCUCCUCCUCGCACUUCCCGUCGUCCUCGCAGCACCAGCACCCGCACCCGCACCAGUACGGGCGCGGGUCGAGCUCGCCCGAGAUACCGUCGGGCUCGCCGUACACGCUGCACCACGCGCCGCAUGCGAACGGGUACUCGUACCGCAGCGGCACGACGACGUACCAGGAGCAGUCCCAGGGCACGGGCGGCGCGGGCGGCGGCCAGUGCUACACGUACGUACACACCACCCCCAUCACGCACCCGCACCCGCACUCCCCGCCCCUCCCGCACUCAAACAACAGCGCGCAAAACCAGAACCAGAACCAGAACCAGCACUUCACGUACCCCCCGCCCCCCGCGGCGUACCACCACGCGAACAACAACAACAACAACAACGCCACGCGCGGGAACAGCAGCGCGGGCGACGAGGGCUCGCUCCCCGGCUCGCCGGUCCUGCCCCAGUCGCUCUCCUCGCGCCACUCGAUCUCGCACAUCUCGCACCCGAAUCCGGCGCAUUACGCGCACCAUAACCAUAACCACAACCACAAUCAGAACCACCACAGCCAGAAUAGCUACGACCCCGGCUCGCCCACGUCCUCGCACUCGCACCCGUCCCCGUCCCUCUCGGGCCCGCCGACGCCCACGACGGGCGUAUACCCCCACCAUUCGCAGCAGUCGCACCACAGAGGCAGCCGCGGCGGCUCCGAGUCGCCCAACGGCUCGCCGAGCCUCCCCCCGCACGGCCUCCCCCCCACCAACACCAACACCAACACCAGCACCAACUCGGGCAACAACACCAACACCAACAACGCUAAUGGCGGGCCGACGAGCCAGCCGCCCUCCCCCUCGUCGUCGUCCUCCGCGAACUCGACCGCCUCGCCGUACACGCCGACGCCGCCGUUCCAGGACGACACCGUCGGGAUCAGCAUGGGCAGCGGGCCGCUCGGGCUCGCGGGCGGCGGGGGCGUGUACGAGGGCGGGCUGAUGGAGCAGCAUAAUCUGAGCAUGGGCUCGAUGAACUCGAUGAGCUCGAUGGGUGGAUAUGGUGGAGGCGUGGGCGGGGGUGCGUUUGGGCGGUUCGACUCCCCGCCCCCGGUGCUGGCGCCGAUCCAGGAGGGGAUGGUGUCGUCGGCGCAGUCGCGGCGCGGGUCGGUGAUUGGCGGGGGCAUGGACGGGCGGCCGGGGAGCGGCCACUCGACGGGCUCGCACUACUCGCAGCACCACCCCCAACAACACUCUCAACAACAACACUCCCAACAACACUCUCAACAACAACACUCCCAACAACAACAACACUCCCAACAACAACAACAUAACCAGAGCCAGCAGCAGGGCCACUCCCCGACGUCGCCGCACUCGCCGUACCACGCGCACCAGCUCGAGUACCCGUCGUCCAUGGGCUCGAUGGGCGGGCUGGGGGGCAUGGGCCUCGGGCUCGGGCCGGGCGCGUGGAAGGCGGAUAUGCGGGAUAUGAGGGAUAUGAGGGAUAUGAGGAUGAAGGGCGUCGGCGCGCUGAUCCAGUAG